Messenger RNA from Pectinophora gossypiella (pink bollworm), 1163 nucleotides. Its product is annotated as 23 kDa integral membrane protein-like. Lineage: Eukaryota; Metazoa; Arthropoda; Insecta; Lepidoptera; Gelechiidae. The coding region runs from base 42 to 740 and encodes 232 amino acids. The record is from RefSeq and is a predicted model, not a curated record. Gene Ontology annotation, cellular component: membrane. The transcript has a single exon.
ACAUUCAUUCGUAGUCGAACCUUCAACUGACACGCUUCAAAAUGGCCAACCCUUGCCUUAAAGUUAGCUUUUCAUUUGUGAAUAUCCUCUACACAUUGACAGCGAUCGGUCUAGCCGCUGGCGCCAUCUGGUAUUCGUUAAAAGUGAAAGAAGUGACAGACCUCAGGAGCUAUGAGAAAUAUCAACUGGACCUGAACAUCUACUGGCCUCAAGUACUCCCAUACAUCUUUGUUGCUAUCGCCGUGUUCGUCGUUUUGGUUACCUGCUGCGGUCUUUGCGGAGCCGGGACGGGUAGUAAAGGUGGUCUUAUAACUUACAACGUCUUCUUAUUCAUCGUAAUUUUGAUCCUAAUCGGCGCUGGAGUUACAUCCGUGCUAGUUGCAACGCAGAAAUGUGAAACGUUCAUAAAGGAUACCUUACACGAUGUAUUUCAAGAGGCGCAGAGGAAAAACUACGUUCGGGAAGAAUUUGGGAACUUCGAAAGGAAUUUGCAUUGCUGCGGCGCUGACGGUCCCAACAACUACUUAGGGAGGAUACCCGAGUCCUGCUGCAAUGAAGGGGACAAUUGUAACGAAAUGGUGAACAGAAGGAAAGGUUGUAUCGAAGUGGCUACAGUUUACACCAAAUGGGCGUUUAUCAUUGGUACUGCAGCCUGCGGUGUCGUCGCUUUUCUCUGCAUCAUCAGCAUGGCGCUUUCCUACGCACUCAUCAGAAGUAUAGGCUCAAAAACGAUAAACUAAUUUAGUCUGUAAAUCUAGUUUUUAAUAGUCAUUAUCAAAUUGUGAUUUUACACCAAUGAUACUCGGAAAUAUUUACCGUUUUAUGUUUUUUAAGCUCUUUGCAGAUAGUGUCGGAAAUAAUUCAAGAGGCUAUAAUAUAUGCAUUUAUUGUAAAAUUUUAUAAUUUAUUUAGGUAGAUUUUAGUAGUAUUAUAUUUAGGUGCAAUAUUAUACAUAUUUUAUUUAUUUAUUUAGUCAUUUUUGUAGGUAGUGUUAUUAUUUAUAUUACAAUAUUUUAUUUAAUUAUACGUAUCUAUUUGUAAAGAACUUAAUAUUGUAUUUAAUAUUGUAAAUGUAUAAAACUUUAGUUGUAAAUGUAGAUUUUUCUAAUUUAAUGACUGAUUUGCCUGCAUAGUGUCAGCUGUAAUUACUUGUGAAUGAAUUU